AUGAAAGAGGUUACUGUAGAUUGUUUGUACGCAACGUGCAUAGUUAAUGCACCGAAUGCGUUAGACUUUACGAAAGUUUUCUCAUAUGGCGUGUUCAUGAGACGAAACAGAAAUUUCUUCGAAACAGAAAAAAAUUGCUUCAAAACAAAAAAAAUAGUACGGUUUUGGAGCAACUUUGGCGCUCCGAUUAACACGAUUUUUCGUUUUUAAGCAUGUUCCUUUUUUUUCCAAUGAACAUUAACUUUUUUUUAAUUUCAGAAGCAUUUUUUCAUCCUUCAAGUUCAAUUUGGGGAUACAGGAUAUAUUUUUGCGCCGAAAAGUCGGGUCAAUUUUCAAAUGUAAGUUUUAUUAGGAUCUUUUUAAAACUAAUUUGUGGUUCGCAAAUUUUUAUUUUUGAAUUGCGUGUGAUGGUUUAUCAAGAUUUAAGCGUAUCGGCCAUAAUACUACCGGAAAUGAUAAAAAUUCUGGUUAGGAUGAUUUUUUUAUAAAGGGUGUGACGUUUCGCAACAGUUGUUUGGCUUUUUUUAUAGUUCCGACGUUGUGGUUUCUAUUGAUCGAGUGAAUGGAUCCACAUCUUCCUCGAUUCUUAUCUUUAUUGUCCGUCGUAGUUUUCUUUUGCAGUUUCGAAUCGAUAUUCACUUUUCCUUUUUUCUAUAAUUCGCUUUGAAUCUAUCUGAAACUUUGUGUUUCGGCACCAACAAUGAUGGUAUUUUCAAGACAGCCGUUUUUACAGUUUUAGGCAAGAAUUUUGCGCUUUUUAAAGUUUAUGAGUAAAUUUUCAAAAAAUUCAUCUGAUUCUUGAUUUUAAUACUUCUCGAACCUUUCUUUAUUGAAUGAGACAUAAUUCAAUAAUUCUUUCAGGCUCUUUUGAUGACUAGCCCCACUUGGAAUGACUUGCCACCGUUAGAAAAAGGCUUCGAAGAACUGAAAGAUCGAGAUUUGAGGGUUUUCUAGAAGAAAAACGAAUAAUGAAUGCAUAAUUUUCCUUUUUCAGUUCGUUCCCAAAAAGGGACAAGUUCGACGGCUUAUCAUUUUGGAUGCGGCGAAUCUGAUGUAUGGCGGCGCAGAUGGUGCUCACAAUCAAGGUUUUUCUACAUUUUAUUCAAACUUGUAUAAAAUUUGAGCGGUCAGGCAUUUUUUAUUCAACUUUUUUCAACGGAAAGGAAAGCAACGAAGCUAUUUUUUACGUUUGGGAUCAAUAUAUUCUUUCUUGAGUUUUUAAAUUGCUUCGAGCUGUUUUCAAAUUUCUUAAGAUUCAAUAAAAAAAUAGCGUGUUUUUGUUUGAAAUUCGCUCACAAGUUCAAACUUUUUGAAUUGUCUUAAAAUUCAAAUUUUUGAUUUUCUUUAAAAAAAGCCUGUAAAUCCAGGAUUCUUCCAACUUUUUUGGUUCAAAGUAAUACCCUGCAAAGUUCGAAAAAAAUUAUCCUCUGAAUUUUUAAAUUCAGUUAUUUUUGCCCUUCUCUGAAAAGCUAUUUUAAAUUUCGCGGAAUCACUUUCAACACGGAAUAAUUCCUAAAAAGGGAGGUCAUUUUAGUUUUCGAUUGGGAAUUUCUAAAAAAUUGACUAGAACGCUCCUUGAUGUACCAGAAGAAGAAUCUGAAAGUCUCAACCUGCAAAACUUACUAUUUUUCGAGAAACAAGGGCUCCAAGCCUCAAAAUGGUCUAUUUUAACGGAUUUUGAAUUUCUUUGACGUUUUGAUGCCUUUUUUCAUAAAAUGGAUAGAUUAUCAGAUCAAGACUUUCAGAACCUUUUCUGGUACCCUAAGGAGCGUUCUGGCCUAUUUUCAGGAAAUCCCAAAGUAAAAUGACCUUCCUUGUCAGUAGAUAACGGGAUAUGUAUCUUCGCUUGGAAAAAAAAAUAAUUGUUUUGUCUGAAGGGCGUCAAGAGGGAUCACGACCGGACGUUCUCGCCUUGUUGUCCGUGAUGCGCUAUUUCGUCGUCAACGAUUUCGAAGUUAUCGCCGUUUCUUCCCACAAAUACCUCAAAGACGAAACCACCAACUUCAAGUUGGGAUUGUCGGUUGGAUUCAUUUUUUUUUUAAUAUUUGGAUUCUCAGAUAUAUAGCAGUUCCUUCGGACAAAGUGAUUGGAAAUUGAAAAAAUGGCUUUGAAAGCCUUCAAAUCCGCUUUUAUUCGCAUAAAGAUGCUUGUGGUUUUCAAGUUUUCUGAAAUUCUGGUUCAAUUUUUUGAGGCCUUACCUCAAAAAUUGAUUGAUUUAUUACGAAGAUUUACUAUUUUAUGUUUCUAGAUAUUAUCGUUGUCUCUGACUUUCUAAUGAUUUUCGAAAAGUUCGAUUUAAACGUUAAAAUGGGAAAAAGUUACAUUGAGUCGAACUUUUUGAAAAAAAUAAUUCGAAUCAAUGAUGUGUAUUUUUAUGAAACUUAAUCUGCUCCGAAUAAAAUUUCCUGUUUGCUUUUUUUAAAAUUUUGAGCAGAUGACCAGUAAUCAAAAUAAAAGGGAUUAUUUUCACUUUAUUAAGUUAUUUCAAAUUAUUCCGAUUUUUUUCCUAAGGAUGAAUACCGAUUCCAGGAACUGAAAGAAGAAGGUUUAUUCCGAACCGUUCCCGCAAUGAAUUUGGACGACGUCAUGGGGCUCGUCAUAGCCGAUUGGACCAAUGGAAUCGUCAUUUCCGCUGAUAAAUAUAGGUAUUUCCAAAGAAUGAACUUUGUGAAAGUUGUAAAAUAGAAGAUUUUUUUCAAAAAAAGUUUCAAAAAAAUUAAUUUUUCAGCCAAUUUUUUUUUUGUUUUUUUAGCGUUCAUUCUGCUAAUUUUGCUGCCGUUUUUAGCGUUAUAUCGCUUUUUUUUUUAGGAAUUUACUUUGAAAUCAUUUUUUACCUAGAUUUUCAGGACGUUUUAUCAUAAUCACUAUUGCUCAGUUUCUCAUUUAAAAAUUUUGAACUUUAAAGAAAAUCUCUUUACCUUUGUCAACUCUGCCGGAAAUUUUUAACUGAGUUUACAUUUUUAGUCGUUUUUUUCACCAUCCCAUCAUGCUUUAAAAUAAACAGAAACUCUUGGAAUUAGAAAAAAAGUGGUCGUUGUUUCAAGGUUUCCCUUUAAGAAAAAAGAAAGAUUAUAGAUUUCUAGAAGAAUUAUUGAAACAAAAGUGGAAAAGAAAUCCAAAAAAAUGUCUGGAUCUGAAAAUGAAGUUGAAAAAAAAACUAGAGAAAAUUUUUAUUGGAUUCAGUUUUAAGAAUUUGUUUAUAUAUUUCAAAAGGUUUUUUUGGCAAACCUUUUUAAUGUACGUUUCAACUACACAUCAUAAAAACUGAUAGAAAAAGUAGGACGUUCUAUUUAAGAAAUAGAAAGAAUAUAAAAAUUUUUUUUGUUUUUCAUGCAAACAAGACGCAAAACACGACUUUUUGACUUCUUUUGUUUCUUCCAAUAGGGACGUUAGGAAGCUGUUGAGUAUUCUGAAACUUGUAACUUGGAAAGUCGGCCGUUUUUUUAUAGCAAUCAUUUUUUUCUAGAAAUUUUGAACCUUUUAUAUAGUUCAAAAAUUGUUCAAACUUUGAACUUCAAAGUGUGUAGAUUUCUCGAUUGUGGUUAGUUUUCGAAUUUCGAGAAAUUAAAUAUGGCCCAAAAUAGGUUUUAUAACUUCAAAAUUGGUCAUUUUUAUGAGGAUUCACGUCCUUUCAAACCGUUACAACCUUGAUAAAGAUCGAAAGAACUUGGAAAAUUAAGCUUCAUUAAAAAAUCGAUUGACUUUUCCACAAAUUUUCCAGGGAUCAUUGCCAAGCCGGAGAAUACUAUGAGAAGGUCGUCCGUGCGCAUCUCUGCGAUAUAAAGUUCAAAGUAAUCCCGCCCCAAAACAGGAAUACCAUCUCCGUCGAUGACCGUCACUUCAUUGCCAGCAAGACUUUUAAACUGAUUCCCGGCGGAAAUGUUCCCAUUUCUAGUGGGUUUAUGUGAGGUUGAUGUAGGAAUAAUUUAAAAAACACAAAAAAGCUUGAUUUUUUCUAAGCUUUGUAAUUUUCACAGAUAGCUAGAUCUUCUACAGCGUUUGAAAAGCUAGAUUCGGAAAAAAGUGCUCAAUUCAAAAUUCUGAGAAAAUUGGAAGAUUUUAAAUUUUCGAACUGUUUCCCAGUGGAAAAAUGUCGAUUAAUCGAAGGUUUUUGGGCUUUUUCAGUAUAAAUAUGGGUUUUUUUGAGAGAUUGAUGUAGGGAGUUCGAAAAAAACUGUUGGUUAAUGAAUUUAAAAAAAGGAAAAAAAAAUUUUUUUCCUAGUUUUUAGGAAAUUUUUCUAAAUUGUAAGCUUUUUUUCAAAAGUACCUUUUUCGUUUAAGAUUUUUUUAUUUUACAAAAAGGUUUUUUUGGAAUAUUGUAGCAACCUUUUUUUGUGAAGAAAAAUGAAGCAAAACGAAAGGUUUUUUUGUUCUUGAAUUUUUAAGACUUUUCAAAUGUUAUUUUUUUCUCGGGUUUUAUGUUUGACAAAUUAUCACUGAAAAAAAUUGAGAAAUCUUUUUCGAAAACAUUGAGACAUCUUUUUUUCACUCUCCAACGGCUUUUUUUUUGAAUUUUUCGGAAUCACGUGGAGUUAGCUUUGAUUAAAACAUAUAUAAACUCUCAUUACUUGCUUCGAAUAAAAAUAAAAUACUGCAGAAUUCUUCUUUUGCGAUGAAAGCGAAACAAGAUAUGAACUGAGUGUCGAACGGAGAAGGAAAGGCUGGUCGUCGCAAAGAAGAGAAAAGGUUCGAUCCCCAAGAAAAACGGAUGAAAAAUAAAGAUUCUGAAGGUCCUGAAGCUCCUCAACGACCUGAUCAGCAGCGGAGUGAUGCUCUCCCAAGGACUUGUCGAAUGA
Messenger RNA from Caenorhabditis auriculariae, 4796 nucleotides. The record is from the annotation of a GenBank genome assembly. NCBI's taxonomy places the organism in Eukaryota, Metazoa, Nematoda, Chromadorea, Rhabditida, Rhabditidae.